AUGGCCACAGUCGGUUCGUUGCUGACCGCCAGUCGAACAGCUUCUACUUGGUCAUUAGUCAGGACCAUUGUUGUUCCUCGAAUUGGCGAGCGAGGUGUGACUCAAAUCGGUGAGGGUCUGCAUAUGCGCGAUCGCCUCGUAAAUAGGGUCGGCGCGGUUGGUCUGUCUGCCGAGGCGCACGUCUAUUAUAACGAAGGUAAGUGCGCCAGUGUGGCGACCGUACCCUUCGUCGGGGUACAGGGGCAGGAACUGACGGGCCAGCUUGCACAGAGCUGUACGGGCCCCAGGGAACGCCGGCGGUUCCGAGAAGCGCAUGGCGCAGGAUACGUUAGCGCGGGUAGCCAUCACGAAAUUGUCCUCCCUAAUGUCCUCAAAGCUAAAAUCGCAAAUCGAGUGGGUCAGGGUCACGGCGUCAGGCGCUGCCUUGAACACGGCUCUAACGGAGGCGACCGUCCCUACCCGCGUGAACUUGCGCGACAAAAUGAUGCCGUACACUGGUUCCGGGAGCGUCACUGGCGUCACAAAUGCGAACGACUCCGCGCGGAAAAAGUAAGAGGAGUUCAUGCGAAGCGUUGUGGUGCGGGGGUAUCGCGACGCGGUGAGGGUCUCCUCGGGUUUCCGAAGGGCUUGCCGAGUGGGCUUCAGACUAUACACCCAUACAAAGUCCGUAACCGAUACCUUGUCUUUAUCGAAUCCGCGCAAUCCCGUUAGAUGGUUGAUCGCGUAUUGAUCGAGGACAAUGCAGUGGGGAUCCCUGCGGUCUGGUCCGACUAAGUAGAAAUCCUUGGCUUCGAGGAUGACACCAGUUCCCCAACCUGUUGGCACUACCUGGUAAAGCACCGGCCGACGCUGAUUACGUGUGGUGGGGUCAAUAAGGGACUGCCGGGGAUCGGUGUUGAGGGGGACUUUAUCCACAUCUAUAUCCCGGUAUCUUCCCUGUUGCACUGACCUGAUGGUGUCUGCGGUGAUGAAGCGAAUGUCAAUGGAAUCUUCGAGGUGCGCUGGAGAUAG
Messenger RNA from Haemonchus placei, 1011 nucleotides. NCBI's taxonomy places the organism in Eukaryota, Metazoa, Nematoda, Chromadorea, Rhabditida, Trichostrongylidae. The record is from the annotation of a GenBank genome assembly.